Molecule: messenger RNA, 945 nt
Organism: Colletotrichum karsti
Lineage: Eukaryota; Fungi; Ascomycota; Sordariomycetes; Glomerellales; Glomerellaceae
Exons: 1
Coding region: 1-945 (314 amino acids)
Source: RefSeq, a predicted model, not a curated record
AUGAGCUCGACGAACCAAAUGGCGGUUGAGCGUCAGAAGGCAGACGCGUCAUUGAACGAUAAGUUCGUCCAACUGUCUGACCUGGUUUUCUUGCUAUCGGAUGUCGGAAACCAACCCGAUGAAAGCCUUCUAGGCGAAAAGAAUGGCCCUGACCUAAUUCUCAUUUAUGGCUGGGGCGACAGCAGACUCAAACAGGUCGCGAGGUUUGCCGACGGCUUUCGCAUCAUCUACCCUGAAGCCAAAAUUAUCAUCAUCCUAGCACCCAUAUUCAAAUCUUUGUUUUCAAGCCAAGAACAGCGCGUGCAACGAAUACAACCUGUCCUCGACGAAGCCUUUAAUUCAAACGCUACGCACCUUUCGUCGACUAAACAGCCCUCUAUCUUGGCCCACGUCUUGUCCAACACCGGGUGCUUGUACUUCACGGCAACCCUGGAAGGGUAUAGACAGGAAUUCGGCCACGCCAUGCCUCACACCCUCCUGAUCAUGGACUCCGUCCCAGGCUCCAUGGACCACGACACAAGCAACAUCGGAACCCUUGCAGAUGCCGUCGCGCUCGAUGCCAAAUCAAGAGUUCCCUGGCCGCCACAGGUCACGAAGGCAUUUUGUAUCAUCCUACUCUACGUCAUGCGAGCCAUCGAGUUGGCCCGUUCACGAGAGAACCCGAUUGUGGUCAGCAAUAGAAUGUCGAAUGACGAGAAGUUUUCAACCAAAUCAGCUCGACGUCUCUAUAUUUACUCAAAGGAGGAUCUGAUCACCGCCUGGCAGGCCGUGGAGAAGCAUGCUGCGGAAGCAAAACAAGCUGGGUAUCAAGUGGAUUGCAGCUUAUCUGAAGGGAGUGGGCAUGUAGAGCACAUGCGACGAUGGCCGGAGAGAUAUUGGCGUUUGAUAGGAGAUGCAUGGAGCGAUGCGAUUGGCGAGAUGGUAGUUCCGAAAGCACGUCUUUAA